GAAACCUAGAAACACACAAGAAAAGAGUCAUGGAGAUGCAAGAUAUAACCGCCCAGGGAGAAGGAAAAGAAGAGGAUGAAGGAGCUGCUGAACUAAUGGUGGAGGCUGAACCUGAAGAGGAAGCAAAACCACAGCACUACACUAAACUACUUAGUGCAACUGAGAACGUCUACGAAGAAACAUUUCACAGUGCCGCUCUGGAAAAAACAGGAGAAGACACACAGACAAAGGGAAAGACAUGGCUAUACCGUCUUGCAUGUGUAAUCCUCACAAUAAUCUGCCUGGUGCUGUUGCUGGUCGUCAUCCUCCUCAGUAUGAAACUUCAAAGUGGAUCCACAGCCUGCCCAGACAGAGAGGGCACCACAGUACUAAACAAGGAGAGUGCUCCAACUUGUGGCUUCAACCAGUGCCAGGCUCUCUUCCCCAACGUGAAGCUGCAAUAUCUGGGUUGCCGGCAGUGCGCUGAUGGCUGGCUGACUUUCGGUCGAUCAUGUUUUUACCUGUCCACCUUCAGGCUGAGCUGGGAUGAGAGCCAGAGAAACUGCAGCUCUAGAGGAGGAUCACUGGCUGUUAUUACCAGCCCAGAUAUUCAGACUUUUCUGACCCAGAAGGGGAACCUGAAAUACUGGAUCGGGCUGAGACAGACAGGACCAACAUGGGGUUGGGUCAACAACAAAGUGCUGGGAAAGAGUUAUUGGGAAGAUGUUACGUCAGAUGCGGAUUGUGGGAUCCUCAAAAGUCAAAGUCCACCUGAGAAGAACUGGGCCAAAGCUUCCUGCCAAGCUUCCUCCUACUUCAUCUGUCAGCUGUGGAUCUGAAAGCAGAUACUUUAUUGAUGGAAUUAAAUCUACUCAGUGUUUCAGAAUCAACUCUUGAAUAACAUUUGAAGUUACUGUUCUAAUAUCACAUUUUUAAUUACGUCAUUAUGAUCAAACAAGCAAGAGUGUAGUUUAUUAAUAGAAGCUUGAAUUGCUGUUUUUGAAUCUUUUUGUAGAUUGUUUUGUAGCUUUAUUUGGUCCAAUUUAUACAGCAAGCUUUAGUGAAAUAUAAACUCUGAUAAUGGUACAUCUGACUUAUACACUGUUUCGUUUCAUAACCUGCUGUAAAAUUUCUUUGUAAAAAUGAGGGCCAGUAUAUUCGUUUUAACAUAGUUUUAUUCUCAUAUAAAAAUUUCUUUGCACUAUAAAUUAAGUAUAAUGUCUAAGUUUCACUUUGUUUCAGCUUAACAUUUAUUACUGCUACACAUUUUUUAUAUGGCUAUAAAAAUAACACACUUUUUUCUAUAGCAUAAUACUGCAAGAACGAUUGCACCACUUACUAUACAGAUAAAUAAAACCAUUUGAGUCCUGGUUUCACA
Messenger RNA from Notolabrus celidotus (New Zealand spotty), 1357 nucleotides. RefSeq lists its product as uncharacterized. NCBI's taxonomy places the organism in Eukaryota, Metazoa, Chordata, Actinopteri, Labriformes, Labridae. The transcript is spliced from 7 exons. The coding region runs from base 30 to 818 and encodes 262 amino acids. The record is from RefSeq and is a predicted model, not a curated record.